Molecule: messenger RNA, 2668 nt
Organism: Hemibagrus wyckioides
Lineage: Eukaryota; Metazoa; Chordata; Actinopteri; Siluriformes; Bagridae
Product: sorbin and SH3 domain-containing protein 2-like
Exons: 1
Coding region: 244-1815 (523 amino acids)
Source: RefSeq, a predicted model, not a curated record
AGUACUAGGCAAAAGCUUAAGUUUCAUUUUUGCCUCGUGUGAGUGCAUUGCAAAAAAAAUAAUGAUUGCAUGAGUCAGAUUUAUUAUGUCUUUUUGGUUAAAGUUUGCACUGUUUGAAUUAUGUUUGAUAUAGAAAUGUAAGCCUUACAGCAGGAAACCUUUUGUUGCAGCAAUGCAUAGAGAAUAUGUUUGAAAGGUGUGCUGCUUUAGCAAGCACGCAACCAUUCUACUCUGCUAAAAGUCAUGUUACCUUCUUCUCAUGUCUCCCUCUUGUCAUGCUGCUCAUGGUGGAUAUAUAAAGGUGGGGAUAUUAGCACACUGCACUCAGCACAUUUAAAUGGUCAAAAUCCAAGCCAUGAUACCUCAUUUGAAGUAGUGGACAAUGAUACCUCACAUGUUUCGGUAGCCACAUUUCGAAAUGAUGCAAAAAUUGAAGACAAAAUCAAUCUAUUUGCCUCAGAAGACUUAAAGAAUGGCUGGCAAUCAGAAUCAGAGAGUCUUGAGCUCUCUCCUAAGACUAGAUCCUGGAGCUAUGAUGAUCUCCUUUCUGAGGGUCAGGAUAAAGGAAUGGGAAAAUGGCCCAUUGUUUCUGUGAUGCAAAAUGGAGAACAAAAAGUUUUUCCUCCCAAUGACAAUGCGAAUUCUGAGGAAUGCCGAGAGCGCAGCCGGCACUACUCAGCCCAUACUGCGUCAGGUUUCCUCAAACUGUACAAGAAGAUGCACCACAUCAACCGGCAAGAGCUUAGCAAUUCACAUGUUUGCUCGGUCAAAGCCAGGAUUCAGAAUUACGAGCGUGAGCAGCACAAGAACCAUUGUUUGAGCAACAAUGGUUCCAACAGUGAGAUACCUCAUGAUAUGGUACACAACAGGAUCUCUGAAUUUGAGAGUUUAAUCCAAAAAUCCAAAUCCAUGCCAAACCUAGAAAGUGAUUGCCAGAACACAGGUCCUUUAAGGAGGAUUACCAACCAAAACCGCAGCUACUCCAUUGAGUCCUUGCUGGAUGAAGAGUCACCAGCCAGAAAAACUCCAGAGGGAGAACCACAGUACCACAAGAUUCUUGCUAAUCUACCAAUUCACAUCCAAGGGUCCAACAACCACAUGAAAUGCACUGCUGUCCAGCAAGAGUUCUCAGAUAGUGACCAUGAUGCUGUUGUGUCUGAUGUUUCUGACUUUAUACAAAUUGAGGGCUCAUCCAACUGCAGUGAGACUGAAUUUGACCACUGCUCUUUCACAUCCUCUGAAAGCUUCUGUGGAUCAGGCCGUCAUCAGCGCUACAACAGGCAACUAGUAAGCUCCUGCAAAGGCAUGUGCCCAGCCUCCUUCACACGCUUUACUACCCUGAUCAAACAUGAGAGAGCCAAGAAAGACCAACGGCACUGCCUGCAUAUGGAGGAGUCUGACAUUGGCCUCAGCAAACUGGCCUUUCUGGUAAGCCCAGUGCCUUUCCGUAGAAAGAAGAACUCCCACAUACCAAAAUCCAAGCGGUGCAUGUACAGAGCUCUUGACUCAGCCCUGAAGGACAUUUAUGACCAUAUUUGCACUGAAAAACGCAAGGGCAGCCUUCCAGAAAACAGCAUCCUCCACAGGCUUCUAGCAGAGCUGCUACCUGAAGUUCCUGAGAGGAAGUCCUCUCUUCAGGCUCUGGAUCAAUCCAGUCCAGCCCAGCUUUCCCCUUGUCAUGCUCUGCCUGAUGACAUGUACAUCCAGGACCAGCCAGAAUACUCUUAUGUGACCUGCAGUGCGUCCUGCCACAACACAGACAACAACCAGAAGAACCAUAAUACUCCAAGAAACACUCAAGGUGGAUUCAAUUGAUCAGUCAAUGUUCCCAUAUUCUCUUUUGUGUUUGGGCUGUCAUUCCUCCAAUCACCCUCCAUGCCCCGCACUCAAAUAUUCUACGUGUUUUUGUGAAUGUGUUCUGUAGUAAAAAUCUUUUGUCAUUUUUCAUUGGAUGUCUCAUUAAACCAUGAUUUCACAUGAUUUAGAUUUUUUUGUAUAAUAAUUUACUUUGUGUGGUAGUAAUGAUAUCUUUUCAAUGGACCUCCUCUUUAUAUGGGCCUUUCCUGAAAAAAUGGAAAGGUGAAGAUUGUAGUAUAAACUCUUUAUGCUGGACUGCCACUGUCUAGCUGACCUGUGAUUGGUUUCUUUUUCGUAUGGCAUGCAUGCUAUAUAAUAUAUUUACAUUGGCACAGGGCAGAGUAAAUCUUUCCACAGUCUUUAAAUAAACCUAAUGGACAUGAUGUCCUAUUUACUUUUGAAAGGAGCCAAGAGCUUUUAAAUGACUACUCCCCUGAGUAUAGAGCCAUGCAAGCAUUUGGCAGUGAGAAAUCCUUACCAUGUGAGACAUGCAUAAAUGCAUUUGUUCCAUGCAUAGGAUCUGUUUCCAGUGCUAGACUCUAAAUCUGUCUGAGUUGACUGGUACAAGUUGUUCAAAGUAGAUCAAAGAGAUUAGAGCAAUAAAGGAAGAUCGGAUUUAUGUCUUUGUUUGUUUGUUUUUUUUGUCGUUUGUGUAUUAGUGAAUUAGCUUCUUUCUUUUAAAUCAUUUGUUAUAUCGUUUCUGUACUUAUUCUAUGGAAAAACACCAACUUCACCAGUCCAUAUAUUCUGCAUGGAAUUGUAGUAAGUUUUCAGCCGGGCAGAACUGAAUUUCGUCUUCCUCAUUGUUUUG